CAACAAAUGUCAAAAUUGGUGUCUUAUUUUUGUUCAGUGAGACAUUGACCAAACUUCUUAUUUCGAAAUAUUUCAUUGUUUCGGUGUUUGAUAAUACCUUAUUUGAGUGUUAGAAAAUAAAUAGCUCCUAUUGUGUCCGUUUUUGUAAUUGGAUAUGUGCUAAAAGUGGCAAAAUGAGGCGAGGUCAUCCUGGCGCUGGUGGCUGGCGGAGCGAUAAUUCCAGGCAUUUCAGGCCUAGAGGAGGCGGUACGCCGCAUUUCAGGCACCCGCGAGGCUAUGGGCAUUCUGAAGGCUCCAGGUUUCCUCAUCCUGGCGGAAGGCACUUCUCAGGUCCACCACCUAACAUCUACAACUCACCCAGUAAAGACCAUGACCACUACCGAGGCAACCGACAUAACAGCCAACACAGGAUGCAAGAUAGAGGGCAUCAAUAUAGUCACGGACCACCUCCCAGACAAAUAUUCCCACUUGUGCAACGAAUGCGCCAUAAUGCACCACCAGAUCACAGCAAUACAUAUCAGGAUAUGCCAAACUACUAUGACAAUAAUAAAAAAACAAGUCAUAUUAACAGCAUGGGUGAUGUUGAUGACAGACAACAAGUCAAUGUUCCUCAAAAUCGAGAAUCUUAUCAACGCCCUUCACCUUGGGUGAAUCCUCCGUAUUAUGAUGAUAGAAGCCCAUCUAAAUCUUAUAAACAUUCUGAUACUGGCGAGUACAACAAAAGUUCACAAAGUACACCAAUAAACACCGGCCACAGGCCCCCAGCCUCUGAUCAUUAUGGAAGUAAUCAUGGCUCGACUAUGGACAACUCAAAUACCUUCAGUAGGUCAAUCGAUGAUACUGUAAAUAUAAUCCGUAAGAGGCUCUUAACUAGAGAAUCGCAGCUUACCUCAGACAAUUCCCAGCCAAAUCAAAGUGAUGUUGACAAAUCCAGAGAACCAUUGGCCUCAUACCCCAGUGCUCCACAAGAACAACCUACAAAAAGGAAGCCUCACAACAAUCAAAGAUCAAGGAAUGUUAAAUUAAAUUGUGACAAGAUAAAAAAUAAAAUUGUAGAUCAACUCUUCAUGAUGGACAAAGAUAAAAUUCAUAAGUUAAUGGAUAAUCCAAAUUCUUCAUCAAAAUUCGAAUUUGCAAUCAACAGCCUUGUGACCGAGUCACAGAAUAGUUUAAAUCGCCAUUUAAGAUCUGUUGCUGAAAAAUCUCUUUGCAGUUCCAGUUCUACAGAAUUUAUUCAUCAUGACAACAACACCAUUUAUGAGGACACUUUCAUGAAACAGAUGCAGUGCAUUUUAGACCCACAAGAUACAGUUCUGCUUGAAGACAUCAAGCCCAUGGUGUUAGCUGAACUGAGCAAAGUCCUCCAAUUAGACAACAUUGAACAAAGUUGUGAAGUAGAUGAAACAACUUACCGAGCAGAUGAACCAUAUCACAAAUACCCAUCAUAUGAUUAUGAAAAUUAUGAACCUUACAGUGCUGGUGAAGAUCAGGACAACUAUUAUGAGCAAAAGCCCCAAACUGAUUAUGAACAACCGGACUCCCCUUGUUACGGAAAUAAAAACAACAUAGAUUGUAGCACCAGGCUGCAAGAAUUUGACUCGACAAAUCUAUUUGAAAGACGAUCAGGGAGAAAAAGUAAGGAUUAUGAUGAGAGCAGAAGGAUAAGUUCCGAAAUUCGAAGCAAGGAACGUAGAAAUAUAGAAUGUAAUUUGGAUGACAACUUGAGGCGAAGUGUAACUACGCCUCCCCUGUUUGAUACCAAUCCCAACCAACUGUCGGAAGAAGAAGAUGAUCCUUUUGCUGAGUUAGACAAGCAAUAUCAUGUUGCUGUUGAUCACAAUUUCAUUGAAAAUGAUGAUAUUUCUAGUCCACAACCAGUCAAAAGUAAUUCACCUUUAAUUAAAUCAGAACUUACUCCUGAAAAACCUUAUAGUGUCACACCACCUGGCAGAAUAUAUGUGAAGGUUCCUGAUGACUCACCAGAGAAACUCAAAGAAGAAAUUGACCAUCAGUUACAGGAUAUGGCCAAAUCUCCAUUAAAAUUUUCGCCUCUUAAUAUUAAUAGUAAAUACGAACUGGAAUGUAUUUCAAACUCUUUAGAAUCAAAAGUAAAACAGGAAUCGCACUAUUUUAAUAAUUCCAACAAAACGCCAGAAAAGCAAAUGGACGUGGAUAACAGAGAAACAGAAAACUUAAGCGCAGAACACAUCCCUGAACCUAAAGCAGUAGAAGUGACAGAAAAAUCAGAGUCUUCAAGUUGUACUGUAAAAUCUUCUACCCCCUGUCAGUCAAGAAAAAGGUCCAUUGAUCAAAGACCUUCUCAUCGAAAGGAAAAACGCAAGAAAAGCGAAUCUACCCAAUCAGACAACUUAUCAACAAACAAACAGAUAUUAAAUAAGAAUAUCAUCAUUAACGUUAAUGACUGUCCUGCUACAAAAUCGGAAAAGUGCGAUACCACAAAAUCAAUUUUCAACUUAUACUUCUCAAAAGAGAAAAAUAGUAAAGAGCCGCCUAAAGAUACCGUAAAAAAAGUAGAUACUGUCGACAAAGGAUACUCUGAUAAAUACGUUAAAAGAAAAGAUGAACGGAAAAAGUCAAGAGACAAAGAUAGUGAUGUUAAAAAGAAACAUGAUUCUAGUUCCUCCAGUCAUUCCAUGCUUAGUCCUGAUUUAAGUAAGAGCCAGACUCCAACGAAAGGAGAUGGGCAAACGAAAUUAAAACCUAUAGACAUGUUUGUAGAACAACCACGAAAGCCAAGCGCACAUCAAGCGCACAGAAACUCUGCACCGUUGCCUACCGUUCAUAAUAAAGUUACUGUAGAGACCAAACCAUUAGUAUUAAGUCGUAAGUUAACCAAAAGACAUGUAGCUACUCAAGUAGCAAGAAAAUGUGUUUCCAGAGAAAGUCAGACAAUGUCAAGUAAGUGCAGCAUCUCAAGACAUUCUCAGACAGAAAGGAAGAAAUUAUUCACUAGAGGUGCACAAACUGAGUCUAUUUCAUUCAACCCAAAAAUAAAAGCGACUGAUGCCUUUGAAAGAAUGAAAGAAAUCGACAUGGAAAUUCAAGCUUUGCUUCAAGAGAAAUUCAAAUUAUACAACUCAUUAGAGUCUAAAGAAUCUGGUCCGCGUACAAUGCAAUCUUUAGGCAUGACUGUAUUAAAUGUCACCCCAAUAGAUGAUACACAUGCGGACAACGAUAGUCCAUCGGGAGAUACAAUCGUAGAUGAGUUCACAAACAUCCCUGUUGAAGAACUAGAACAGAUAGCUCUUGAAACUGUUGAAGAAGAAAUACAUGAAAUUGAACAGUGUGAAAAGAAGAGUAGGCGACAGAAAAUUUUGGCGGAAGAGAGGAAGAGAUCUAUCAGCCCUGCUACGAGCACAACAAGUACAAGAAGCAAGAAAAACACAAAAGCACCCAACAUUUCUCUCAUAGAACAAAUCAUAACCGAUGAUAGACCUUUAGAAGACAUUAUAGCUCUGGACGAUUUCGAAGUUUCGCCUGUAAAAACUAGAAAUAAAUCACUGAAAUCGAAAGGCAAACCAAAAAAGAAAACAACUAAAAAGCGUAAAGUAUCCAAGUCUUGUGAGAUCGUUAAAGAGCUGGUUGAAUAUGAUUUGAAAGAAUGUUCAGUUGCAUUGAUUCGAGAAGAUUUUAGUAAGUAUUAUCCCAUUUUGGAAACUGAGUUGCAAUUUUCCACUGGCGAAGUUUUACCUGAACCGGAGACCGCUGCAACAAAUGAAUCUCAGACUCCGGAAGCUUCUCAGAAUGUGGUAGAAGAGCCAGUGAAUGAUAUACAGUUUGAUAUGCUUGAUGUGUCUGAGGACAUCGUUAUUGGGGAUGUGUGCGAGGUGAAGUGUUCUGAGGACAAAGAAUUGGGUUAUGCUGGUAACCCGUCGAUUUGCGAGGAGAUAAUUCUGGACAACAGUCAGUCGUCGAUGGAGGAGGCGACUGCGGACCACGGCUGUGGCAACGAGUGCAAGAUGUAUGACUACUCCGUUGACGAGAACUUGCGGCGAGACUGCGUCACUGUGUCUGGACAUGCUGAUGCUGUUCUUGCUAUUGAGUGCAUAGAGAACAAUUUCGUGGCGGCUUGCCUGGACGGCAACGUGUACCACUUCAGCGGCGACGGGCAGCUGCUGAGCACGCUGCGGGGCUCCAACCUCGCCGUCACCUGCCUCACCAUCGUCAAGGAGAAGUACGGGACGACCGUCUACACCGGCUCCUUGGACUCGAGGAUACGCUACUAUGAUUUGGAGACGGGGCUGGAGAAGGGUCCAGAAUGCAACGUGUUGAGUCCCAUACAGACGAUGGACCGCGCCUGGGAGACCGUGUUCGUUGGCACCAGGACUGGUUUUGUGCUGCAGUUUGAGUGCAAAAACAACAUGCUAAUUCCAGUGAGCACAGUAAAGUUCUCGGAGCAGUCGAUUUUAGCCCUCAGGGCCAUGAAAGAGGGCCCCCGUAAGGUCCUCUUGGUGGCCGCUCGCUCUGAGCCGGUGACCAUAAAAGAUGCACAAACUGGACUGCUUCUAAGGACGCUAGAGGGACCCAAGAUGACCGUUUAUACGUUGCUGUUUGAAGAUGGAAAGGUGUACUGUGGGACCAGCAGUCAUUUAAUACAUGUGUUUGAUUAUUCUAGCGGGUCCCACGUAGGAUCUCACGAGGGCGGUAAAGGCGCGGUGUGUCUCCGCGCGACCGGAGGCCUACUGUUCGCGGGCUGCUACGACGGCUGCGUCUACGUGUACCGCGAAGGAGACUCCCGCCCACUGGCGCAGCUGCGCGGACCCAGCCUCAUGCUGCUCUCGCUAGCUGUCGUCGGCAGCAAGAUAAUUGCCGGCUACAAAGACAGAAGUUUGUACAUAUGGAAGAUUCCACUUAGUAUAUUGCAAGAGAUGAUUUUAUAAACUACUUAUACAUUGGAGUUAAUAUCCUAAUCUACCCGAGUGCAGUAGAAUCUUUUAAUAAAAUACCUGUUUCUUUAAUUACAAAUAACUAGUAAUACGUAUUUUUUAGUUUUUAUUGUGUAAAUACACAUUAAAGUUGAAGUUUUAGA
This is a messenger RNA of Pectinophora gossypiella (pink bollworm), 5050 nucleotides long. RefSeq lists its product as uncharacterized. The record is from RefSeq and is a predicted model, not a curated record. Gene Ontology annotation, molecular function: protein binding; RNA binding. NCBI's taxonomy places the organism in Eukaryota, Metazoa, Arthropoda, Insecta, Lepidoptera, Gelechiidae. Bases 174 to 4901 code for a protein of 1575 amino acids. The transcript is spliced from 7 exons.